AGCGUAAUCGUCUACGCUCUUUGAAUAAAUUUGUAGAAUCUACAUUGUGGUUCUUACGUUUCGACGGGAAGGAUUGCACGGUGAAAAUUUGUCUGGUUACUCAUUUAUCUCUUUGAAUUCGAAUCGGCGAUAUCUCGCUGAUCGAAAUAGCUCGAUGGCGUUCCCCAAUCGAAUAGAGCGUCUCUCUUUGGUGUGUUUGCUGUGCAUCUUAUGUCCGGCGACCUUCGCGCAGCCAGAAGUACAGAUUGCUCAAGGAUCCCUACAGGGUUUAACAUGGACGAGUUUCCGAGGUCGGAACAUAUCGGCUUUCAUAGGGAUUCCUUACGCCAAACCACCGAUUGGUAAUCUGAGAUUCGCGAGUCCUGUGGCGGCAGAUGCCUGGAACGGGACCUUCAACGCAACCGUGCCAGGAUCUGUAUGCGUUUCGCUCAGGAGAGGUGUGGCUAUCGGGGUCGAAGACUGCUUGAACCUGAACGUUUUCACACCGCAGUUGCCCGAAGACGGCACCUCGCCAUCGUUGCCGGUAAUGGUCUGGGUUCACGGGGGCGGUUUCGUGGAGGGUAAUAGUUUACCCCGACAUUACGGACCUCGGUAUCUACUCGAUGAAGAUAUCGUUCUGGUGACCUUCAAUUAUCGGCUGGGCCCUAUAGGAUUUUUAAGCGCCGGAGACGAGGUGCUUCCCGGGAAUUGGGGCAUGAAGGAUCAAGUCCUCGCCUUGAAAUGGGUCCAGGAGAACAUAGCAAAGUUUGGCGGGAAUCCCGAGCGUGUUACAAUUUUUGGACAGAGCGCUGGCAGCGCUGCGGUCCAACUUUUGGCGCUGUCCGAGUCUACGAAAGGAUUGUUCCACCAAUACAUAUCGCAAAGUGGAGGGGCCGACAGUUACUGGUCGUAUCGACCCAAAGAAUCCUAUGCGAAGUAUGCUCUAGCACUUGGAGAGUAUUUCAAUUGUCCCACAAACGCAACGAUCUACAUGCUCGAAUGUUUGAGAGAGCUCGAUGCCGGUGACAUCGUCGAAGCGAAGCUGAAUUUGUCCGAAUGGUACUAUAGCUUUUCGGUGGCAUGGGGUCCAACCGAUGAGGUCGAUAUCGAAGGGGCUUUUCUCACCGAUAGACCGAAGAAUCUCCUUGCCGCUGGAAAAGUACGCGACGUACCAUCGAUAACCGGAGUUGUUCGCAACGAGUGCGAUAUCUGGUUCACCUACAUGUUACCGGAUUCCAAAGAGUUCGAAGUAUAUUUGAGCGAAUUUGACGAACAGCUCCCCGUUUUGCUUCAAUGUAAGGAGCUCGAGGACGACGUGCCAUCGUUUAUUGCCAAGCUGAAAGAGUUUUAUUUCAACAACGAUUUAACUGGCGACAGAAGUGAGAUAUGGAUCAAAAACGCGCAGCUCGUCACCGAUUCGUUUUUCUUCAACCCCGUGUACAGCGCUCUGAAAUACCAGCUCGCCUCGGCUUCAGCUCCCGUCUAUUUCUAUUCUUUCGAAUAUCGAGGUACUGACAGCGAACUUAAGGGCACGAACAUCCCUACCGAAUCCACCGCGAUAGUCCAUUCGGAUGAUCUUCGUUACCUCUUUCCGCUGGGCCGACCAGUGGAAUCGGAGAGUCAAUGGUCUGACAGUGAUUUUAUUAUGAUCGACACGAUGGUGCAGUUGUGGACAUCUUUCGCGAUCAAUGGAACACCCAGAGCUAGGACGAGCGACUUAAUUUGGACGCCGUAUUCGUCGGAUGACAACUAUCUCCGAAUAGGAAACAGUUUCAACGAGUCGUUGAAGAUGGUAUCCGUAUUCCGUGACAAACGGAUGAAACUUUGGGCAGAGUUACAGGGCGAAUCGAACUCGGAAUCAUUGGACAAAACGAUGACCAAAUGCGAGAAUAAAGGAAUAGUGACACUUGAUAAAGUUCAGUGGUGGUCGAAUCGAGCCUCCAGAAAUCCCGUUACCAGACGAUCAAAUAAUCGAACAAAAGCUUUCACCCGACGAAGUAAGAUGACAAUUCCCGUAUGAUUUUUAGUAAAUCACUUUUGGUUUAGGAAAUUCGUGGUUCUGUAACUAUUGAGGAUUUGGAAAUAAAUCAACAGUGAAAUAUGA
Athalia rosae (coleseed sawfly) is the source of this 2083-nucleotide messenger RNA. Its product is annotated as esterase E4. NCBI's taxonomy places the organism in Eukaryota, Metazoa, Arthropoda, Insecta, Hymenoptera, Athaliidae. The transcript has 9 exons. The record is from RefSeq and is a predicted model, not a curated record. The coding region runs from base 155 to 1999 and encodes 614 amino acids.